Psammomys obesus (fat sand rat) is the source of this 792-nucleotide messenger RNA. It is a transcript of the gene Olah, whose product is annotated as oleoyl-ACP hydrolase. Lineage: Eukaryota; Metazoa; Chordata; Mammalia; Rodentia; Muridae. Gene Ontology annotation, biological process: lipid biosynthetic process. The record is from RefSeq and is a predicted model, not a curated record. The transcript has 7 exons. The coding region runs from base 1 to 792 and encodes 263 amino acids.
AUGGAGACAACGGCUAAGAGAACCAGGAGUGAAAAGAUUCUGAACUGCUUGUAUCGAAAGCCUGAGGCAGUUUUUAAGCUGAUCUGCUUUCCCUGGGCGGGAGGCGGCUCCCUGCAUUUUGCAAAGUGGGGCCAAACGACCAGUGGCUUACUGGAAGUGCAUGCUGUAAGGCUUGCUGGAAGAGAAACCCGUGCUCAAGAGCCUUUCCCAAAUGACAUCUACCAGAUAGCUGAUGAAAUUGUAUCGGCUCUGCUGCCCAUCAUCCAGGAUAAAGCAUUUGCCUUUUUUGGCCACAGUUUGGGGUCCUACAUCGCUCUUCUGACGGCGCUGCGCCUAAAGGAGAAACACAACAUGGAACCGCUGCACUUCUUUGUGUCCAGCGCAUGUGCCCCCCACUCAGUAUCCCGGCCUCAAAUUCCUGAACUUAACAAAUUGUCAGAGGAAGAAGUCCAACAUUACCUUCUGAAUUUUGGAGGCACUCCCAAGCAUCUCAUUGAAGACCAUGACUUUAUGAGGCAAUGCACUCCCUUACUGAAGGCAGACAUGAGCAUUAUAAAAAACUUCAUCUUUGACACACCCUCGAAAGCUCCUCUUUCUCGGGACAUAACGUGCUUUGUUGGAUCUGAAGACAUAAUAAAGGAUCUAGAAGGCUGGAAGGACAUUACCAGUGGGAAGACUGACAUCCACAUGCUGCCCGGAGACCACUUCUAUCUGCUGGAACCUGACAACGAGAACUUUAUCAAGAACUAUAUAACCAGGUGUUUGGAGCUGGCAUCCCUCGACUGCUUUUAG